AUGGAGGGUUGCCAGCAGAGGCACGGGGAAAAUGAUGGCCGACCACAAGCAUCCAGCUGUCCUAGUCCCCUGGACUGUGCCCUUCGCCGUCGCAACCAUUGUCCCACUGGGUCACAGGACUGCGGUCCCUGCCUUUCUGGCUACCGAGAGGAUGGUGAGGAGAAGUGUGCACUGACAGAACACCAGAGGCACGAUGUGGUGAAAGAAGCUGCCAAAGUCGAUGGCCUACUCCAAUCCCUGUUGGCCCAGUGGGAGAAGACUUCGCCCCAGAGUUCAAGUCCAGGUUAUUGCCUUUCAACCAUAUCCACGCCCCCUGAACCACGCCCAGAGCCCACCGACACCAGCCUUGCUGCCAGCCUCCACAACCCACCGUCUGCCCACCAGCGCGCCACAGAGUCCCAGGCCACAGUGAAAACUACACCAGACACGCAUCCCGUGACAGGGAGGAAUGGGAGCAGGAGGCUGCCACGGCUGCUGAACGACGUGGUCUCAAUGGCUCUGAUUAUUAUCUGUGCGGUGACGGGUCUCUGCGGACUGCUCGUGGCUGCUUUAUGUUGGUACCGGUUGCAGAAGGAGGUGAGACUGGCGCAGAAGGUUGUCUAUGAAGGAUCACAGCAGCCGUUACCCCCGUUCAUUGACAGGAGGAUUGCAGAGAAGCUUCAGAGGACCCACUACCAGCACCAGAAGAAAGUCAUCCAGGCUUUGGGAGAGAGCAAACCCAAGGUGAAGCGGUAUCAGACGUACAUGGAAUUGGAGCUGGAUAAUGGAAAUGAGGAAUAUCUGGUGUACGAGUGUCCGGGUUUGGCGCCGACGGGAGAGAUGGAGAUUCACAACCCUCUGUUCGAUGCCUCUGUCCACCGUAGCAGCUCAUCCAUCCACCAGUAGGAGCUGGAUCUGUGAAAUUCACCAAUUUACAGAGAGCUGGAGGUUGACAGAACUUCCCUACAUUGUAACAUGAUCGGAGGUGGAAAGUCAGCGAUGGGGGUAUUGUCGUCCCUGACAAUAUGGACAUGUGAUUGGUUCCUCGUACCAUCUCCACCAUUCAGUAAAGUCACGGUUGAGUGGCUAUUUCAUCACCACAUAACUGCACUCUUUUUGGAUUCCUUAGUUCCCUAGAAAUGCACAAAGUCAAGGUUAAAGUUGGGACGUGAAAGUCAAGUUUAUUUUCAUCUGCACAGGUACAAUGAAAAACUCAACAUGCUGCAGCAUCGCAGACACAAAGUAUCAUCACAAAAACAAAUAAACAUAUAUUGUACACAAUUUCUAGCAGGAAUAACACAAUUAGAACAAACAGUCCAGCUUACUCAGUGACUGAGUAUCUGCAGAAUCACAUGGUUCCAAACAUAUGCUCAGAAUCAGCUUCAUUAUCACUGACAGAUGUUGUGGAAUUUGAUUUGUAACAGCAGGACAGCGCUAUAUAUAAAGCAUACAACAAAUUACAAUAAGGAAUAUAUAAAAAUUUAGUGUAAGAAGAGGGCAAAGAUAAUGAGGAACUGUUCGUGGGUUCAUGAACCAUUCAGAAAUCUGAUAGUGGAGGGGAAGAAUCUGUGCCUAAAACAUUGAUUGUAUGUCUUCAGGCCUCCUUCCCGACGGACAUGAUGUGAAGAGGGUAUGUCCUGGGUGGUGUAGCCCCAAUGAUGGAAGCUGCCUUCUUGAGGCAUCGCCUUUGUGAAAAUGUCCUCGACGGCGGGGCAACUACUGCCCAAGAUGGAGAUGGCAGAGGUUACAACUUUCUGCAGCUUUUUUCUGGUCCUGUGCAGUGGCCCCUCUACACCAAACGGUGAUGCAACCGGUUAGAAUGCUCUCCGCAGUACCUCUGUAGAAUUUACUAAGACCGAGUCUCCUCAAACUCCUAAUGAAGUAUAGCUGCUGGUACCCCUUUGUUGUAAUUGCAUCAAUAUGUUGUGUCCAGGAUUGAUCUUCAGAGUCACUGACACAUAAGAACUUGAAAUUUCUUACUCUUUCCACUUCUGCUCCCUCAAUGAGGACAGUUGCGCUAACCAAUGAGAGAGGAAAUUUCUCCUCACCGCAGUCUUAACUACACAGCCUUUAAGAUCACUGUCCUUAGUUCUAGGCUGUGCGUUCGAGCAAGACAGCAUCUCAGAGGCUCAAAGGUUCAUUUAUUAUCAAAGCACAGUUCUGAAAUUCUCCAGUUCUCCUGUUAACUGUGAAAACGAGAAAAAGAAAGGCAGCACGAUCAUCAAUCCCCAAAAAUUGGUUUCUGAGCUGGACGCUGUCCUGUUACAUUGCACUGAGAGUCUGCUUAUAGAGUAGGAACAUUACGCUGUGUAACUCUUCGUACAGGAGAGGCCACACUUGCUGUUGAAAUGUUGCUUGAUUUAAGCCUAAGCAAGAGAUGCUGGUGAUGGGAAUUUCGGUGACCAAGCUCAAUGCAGUUCAUAAUAAAAGUCCAUGAUUUCGCUGGCCUCUGUGACAGUGGGUGCAUCUGCAAUUUCUGUGUGCAGGCUGUAUUGCAGCCUUCUGUACAUGCAUUACUGCAGUGGAGUAGGCAGGUGCUUUUGAUACUUCCCCCGUGCCCUACUCUCAA
This is a messenger RNA of Hypanus sabinus (Atlantic stingray), 2548 nucleotides long. RefSeq names its product neural proliferation differentiation and control protein 1-like. Gene Ontology annotation, cellular component: membrane. Bases 1 to 885 code for a protein of 294 amino acids. The record is from RefSeq and is a predicted model, not a curated record. The transcript is spliced from 10 exons. NCBI's taxonomy places the organism in Eukaryota, Metazoa, Chordata, Chondrichthyes, Myliobatiformes, Dasyatidae.